This is a messenger RNA of Hyalella azteca, 1607 nucleotides long. RefSeq lists its product as uncharacterized. The transcript is spliced from 2 exons. Lineage: Eukaryota; Metazoa; Arthropoda; Malacostraca; Amphipoda; Hyalellidae. The record is from RefSeq and is a predicted model, not a curated record. Bases 543 to 1556 code for a protein of 337 amino acids.
GUUGUGCAGAGCAAACGUUAUUCUCAUUAAACGUUGCCACGCUUUAUUUGACGGUCAUAUCAUAAAGCGAUUACAAUACUAUUCGCUGAAAGUAGCUACUUGCUGCCUCGCAUGACUGUGUAGAUCUCAGAGUGUUCCUUGCUACAAUAACUUUGUUCCCGUGGUCAGAUUCGGGGAAUAGCUGAAAAUUCACACAAGUUAAUCGCUCAUCUUUGAUAGAAUUUUUGCAGCGAAGAAGAUCGACAAUAUUCGUUUAUGAAUAUAAAUAAUGACUUCCAUGGUUGUUUACUGAUGGAAUUAAAAGGGUUUUGGACUGAUUGCUAGGUCCCUUGGAUAACUUCUACUAAAAUGAGGCGAAGUUACACGAUACAAAUUUACAAACAUGCAAUUCUCAGCUAGUGCCAGUAAUUAAAGUACCUGAUGAACGUGAUCUAAAGCGUAAGCGUGAUAUUUCUUCACUAACACUCAGGGUGGUUUCCUGUGCCAUCAUAAGUACCUGAAUUUAAAUGUUGUUUCGAUAAUUUCAACUCGAUUCCAUUUCAAUGUUUACUGAAGAGAAACUUGAAGAUAUGGGCUCCACCUCGUCUGACGUGGCAGUGCCAGUCAUAUCUACGACUCAAGAUGAGGGUUCAAACGAAGAGUCGAAACUUUCUGUGACGAAUCUUGUCAAUGUUGAACCGCUCAGACAUCGUGAGCAUCACUUCCCGGCUACUAGCAACGGUCCAGUUUCCAGCGUAUUCCUUCAGACGGAAGCAUUGUCAAGUUCCGCAGAAUCUGACGAUGAGCGCUCAGAAAUAACAACAUCCACUGAAAACCAAUCAGCUGGUUAUGAAUGUCGGCGAGAUGGGUAUGAAAUAGAGUGCGCCGAGGCAAAAAUAAAAAUUGAACCUACAGAUGGCGACGUAAAAUCGCACCCUGAAACAACGGUACUCAUGAAAGGAGAGCAAUUUGAAACUAAAACGAAAUUUCUCAAGGAAGAGAAAAAAGAAAACAUUGCCAGGUGGUGGAAAAAUGACGCAGAUGAUGAGGACGAGAAGCCCGGUAAAAUUGAAGUAAAAAUUAAUGGUCAGAGAGACGAAGAAAUGAUGCCGCCUCCGAAAGCUCCACCGCCGUCUGUCAUGGCUGCAUCUCAUCGUGCGCAGAAAAUUUCGACCCACCCAAGAAACGCUGACAUGCGCAUGACUUCGAAGACGACACGCUCCUACGGAACCCGGACCGACGAUACUCGUUUUCCUCCAGGAAUAUCAGCAGAAGUGUGGCGCGCCCACGUGCAUUCUCUGACAGUAACUUUUGAUGAGCGCGGGUUUUAUGAAACUCAUAAGUCGAAAGCCUCAGUCUCUCUUCAUAAUCCUGCCGAAAGAUAUGCUUUAGAGACACAAGAAUAUGAUGCAGCAAGGCCUGAAACAAGCGGUUACCAUCAAGCCGGUGAGCAAAAUCCUACCAUUAAUGUGCAAAGCUUCUACCAACGACAAGCAGCCACCGGAUCGCGGAAGUUGUCGCAGCCUCGCCGCAAAGACGAAAACGUCGUAUCUUCUUCGAUCAGCGACUUAGUAUAACCCCCGGUAUUCACCUCUCGUCUCGUGUGUCAUCUCGCUUCUUGCCUCCGG